AUGGAUUCACCACCGGAAAGAGGAAACACAGUCGAUUCAGAUUCACCUUGGAUUCACCACUCGAAUAGAAAGAGGAAACCCGGGAAAGAAAUAACAAAGAAAACCGAUUCUCCGACGAACUCAGCCCUUCAUCAGCUCACCAACCCGGGAAAGAAAGAACAAAGAAAACCCAUUCUCGGUCGAACUCAGCCCUUCAUCAGCUCACCACCGUCACCCUUCUCUUCAUCGGUAUCCGUUACUUUGCUGGGUAGAAUUUGUCAUGCUUUUAGUGAUAUAAUGGAUAAGGAUACCCUUUUGGCAUACCUAUGUGAGAAAAGCAGACCUCCAAGUGAUUCUGUCCCAGAUAUUAACCACAGGGAUGGGGAGCAACAGUUAUCUUUAAUUGAAGGCAAUACUCCAAACUGUGCUAGCAAUGAGGUGAUUGAUUCCGAAAUUGAAUCACAAAUCAUGAAAGAACAAAAGGAGCUAACACACUAUCAGGUAGAACAACAUCAAUCAGAGUAUAGUGAAGUUACAGUAUACGUAAACUACAUCCUUGCAAAGUUCCCUGAUAUGUGGCAGAUGAUAGAGACUGGUCUUACUAAUGAAGUGUUAAGGUCUUUGAGAUGUUUGAAGGAGGAAUUGGCAUCUCUGAAAUUUGACUCUUCGGAGUCUUGUGAUGCUUUGGCAUUUACUUUGCUGUAUCUCCGGAUAAUAAAACUACUUGUAGAAGUGUGGGAGCACUUGUUACCAGCAAAAGGUUCGUGCUCUCAUGGUCUGGGAGAAUUGGAACUCAAAUUGGGAAAGCUUGAUAGGAGGAUUAAAGAAUUGAUGAGUAAGUUUGUAGGCUUUUCCGCGGAAGAAGAAUUGAAUAUCUUGGAGCUUAUAUUAGUGACUUAUGCCCUCAGGCUAUGUAAAGUUGAAACCAUUUGUGUCAAUCUUACAUUCAAGAGGUUGACUUCUAUAUAUUCAUGCGUUGAAUCUAUCCUUAAAGAAAGACCAGUUUUGCCAUCCAAUUUUGUAGUUGAGCUUGGUAAGUUAUUACAUGAAUGUCAAACCGCCUCCAUCAAUGGAGCUUUCUGCAGUCCACUUCAGUUUGAUAAGUGUCUCAAGCUCUUCUCCCUGAAGAAGUUCGUGUUUCAUGGAACAAUCAGACAAUUAAAGGCAGAACUAAGCAUUUCCAAUAACGACUCUCUACAUCCGUUUCCCUUUGUUUCAGGAUUACCAGUUGGUGUACCAUGUGGAAUCACACUCCAUAAUAUUAUAAGCAAGUGUAAGUUGUGGUUGAAGAUGAGUUUGGAUGAUGGUUCAGUGCAGCAUUCUUUUCUUGAUUUGGACCAUUUAGAAGGUUCUGGAGAUGUAAGAAAUUUUGUUUUUACGGCCCGAUUUUAUAGAACACUAAAGGUUGAUUCUUUUACGUUGAAGGUUUGUAUUGGCUUAGAAUCUUUGUUUGAAAAUGUUUGUCCAGUCCAAAGGUAUGGAGGACCAAAAUAUGAACUAGUACCUCUUUGUAAAGAAAAACAAGUUUAUUUUUCUAAUGUCAGUAAAGAUUGA
Messenger RNA from Lathyrus sativus (Indian pea), 1533 nucleotides. The record is from the annotation of a GenBank genome assembly. NCBI's taxonomy places the organism in Eukaryota, Viridiplantae, Streptophyta, Magnoliopsida, Fabales, Fabaceae.